GAUGCUCUCCCUUUGUGUAAUUAAAUAACCAUCUGAACUUUCUUUGGUCGGGUUUCCUUUUUGAUCCCUGAAGGAAUGUAAACUACCAGUUGGAAAAACGGUUUUUAAUUAAGCGUUUUUUUUCUCUCGCUCUCGCUCUCUCUUCCUCCCCAUUGGCCAAACCACCAGACAUAAGAUUCUAUACAUCUUGAUCCUCAUAAAAACAACCGUCGUGGUUGAACGUCUGUUUCCGUGAACACUAUCAAAUUGAAAACAAAGAGCAUGUGCGCCACCGUGUGGUCAAGACGAUCACUGCAGGAUCAGAUCGUAAAAGGGGAGAUUAAGCAAUCUCUGUUAAAGUGGGGAAGCGAUCACGGAUGUAUGAGUAUUGAACCCGGUGACUCACCUGUCUGAGGUGAGGGGUAAUUUAAAAGGUGCAGGUAUAAACGGGUGCGGUACUCAGCAGAACAGAACACACUUAACACACCAUGGAAAAGAAGAGCACGGCGCUAAAAGAGGGCUUUCUGGUGAAAAGAGGUCACCUGGUGCGUAACUGGAAGGCGCGCUGGUUCGUGCUGACCCCGGACCAGCUGCUCUACUACAAGUACGAGGGCAGCAAGCGGGACUCGUGCCAGCGGGGGCGGAUCAUGCUGCGGGGCUGCGAGGUCACAUGCCCCUACCUGGAGAACGAGAGCCGCCCGCUGGUGUUCAAACUGAGGACCCAGAGCUCAGUGGAUCACUUCCUGGAGGCGUGUUCCCGGGAGGAGAGAGAUGAGUGGGCCACCGCCAUCAGCGGCGCGGUGCAGGACCUCCGUCAGGCUGACGGGGGGGCGGUCGGCCCCCAGGACCCCACCUCCACCCAGCAGCACCUCCAGGACAUCAACCUCAGUCAGGUGGUGGACUCCAUGUAUGACGUCCACAGUGGCAUCAAAAUGACCAACCACGUUGAUCAAGGCAGCACCUACAGCAACUGCUUCUCAGGCUCGGCGGUGGUGGACUGGCUGGUGUUCUCGGGGGCCGUGCUGAGCCGGGCGGAUGCGGUGACGCUGGCGUCGGCGGUGAUGGAGGAGGGCUUUGUGUGCCCGCUGGGCCACCGGAGCGUGGAGGCGCUGCGGACCGCCGGCCUCACGGAGCAGUUCCUGGACGACUCCUCCGCCCUCUACUGCUUCGCGGAGACCUUUAAGAAGCGCGGCAGCGUGAAGGCGGAGACGUCGCUGGCGGCGGUGGAACUCAGCGGUCAUGUGACCCGGAGGGGCUACCUGCUCAAACAGGGCCACCAGAGAAAGAACUGGAAGGUGCGUCUCUUCGUCCUGCGCUCAGAGCCCUCCUUCCUGCACUACUACGACCCCAGCAAGAAUGACGUCAUCCCGGCGGGCGGCUUCCCCCUCAGGGGGUGUCUGGUGUCAGCUCUCCAUGACAACGGUGUACCGUCAGGGGUCAAAGGUGAGGUCCAGGGCAACCUGUUCAAGAUCAUCACCAAGUCCAACACCCACUACUACAUCCAGGCUCCCACGCAGGCCGACAAGAUGGCCUGGAUCGACGCCAUCAGGAAGGAGGUUUAGACCCCCUGCGUGUCCAAACCUAGGACCCAUUAACUCUUAAUUUAUAAUCCAUGUGCUAUAAUCCAUUUUAUAAUUAUUCUUCAUGUUUAACCUCUGUUUUCUUUUUAUUCCUAGUCUGUUUUACAUAGUUUUGAAUGAUGACUAUAUGCUCUGUAAGGUGACCUUGGGUGUCUUGAAAGGCGCCUCUAAAUUAAAUGUAUUAUUAUUAUUAACACUGUAGACUAAUGCAUUCCAUGAAUGCAGUAAUGUAGCAAUUCAAGAAAAAAGAUAUUUCAUGCCCAAUGUCAAUCCGCGACUUUCGUUUGAAUGUCGGAUGCAAUGUAUUAUUAUUAUUAAGUCGUAUUUAAUAUUUGUAUUAAAUCAAAUCAAACCUG
Messenger RNA from Gadus macrocephalus (Pacific cod), 1915 nucleotides. RefSeq names its product pleckstrin 2 (gene plek2). Gene Ontology annotation, biological process: intracellular signal transduction; actin cytoskeleton organization. Bases 468 to 1541 code for a protein of 357 amino acids. Gene Ontology annotation, cellular component: plasma membrane. The record is from RefSeq and is a predicted model, not a curated record. The transcript is spliced from 9 exons. Lineage: Eukaryota; Metazoa; Chordata; Actinopteri; Gadiformes; Gadidae.